This is a messenger RNA of Dentiscutata erythropus, 590 nucleotides long. The record is from the annotation of a GenBank genome assembly. NCBI's taxonomy places the organism in Eukaryota, Fungi, Glomeromycota, Glomeromycetes, Diversisporales, Gigasporaceae.
CUCCGUUUGCAUAUUCUUCGCCAUCUAAUACUAAAGGUGAUGAUAACCUUGAUAAUAGCUUUGAUAAAGAAGGAAAUGGAGAUGAUGAAUUUCUUAAAAACAUGAAAAAUUACAAACGCAAUCAAAUUUCUUUCGGUAAUUUAUUGGGAGUUGGUCGAUCUGGUUCUAUUUUUGAAUCCAAGUUUUAUCGUUAUGAAGAAAUAGGUGCCCUUAAAAUGGUAGACUUGUAUAAAAAUGAGUAUCUAGUAACCGAAUUGUUAAACGAAAUUAAAAUUUACCUCGGUCCUCUUAUGGAUAUUCAAGAAAUUUUCAUACCAAAACUUCUGAAAUAUGAAGUUCUUCACGAAGCAUUUGUUUUUCUUUUUGUUUCAUUUGCCGGAAAAUCGGUUGCAGAAUUAGAGAAUGAGGUCACAUUAAAAGAGAAAGAAUUGGCCAUUUUAAGCUUACAAAUGAUUCAUGAAAGAGGAGUAAAGCAUGGUGAUAUUCGAUUGGAAAAUAUAAUGAUAAACAGAGAUGAAUUGACAGGUAAAACUUCAGUAUGGUGGAUCGAUUUUGCAUGGAGCAAAAUGGGAUGCGACGAAAAGUUCUGA